GUAGAGGUGUUUGAAAAUUAAAGUGGAAUUUAAUUGUUACUCUAGAUUUUGUCUAUUAUUAAAUAAAGUAGUAAGCGUCAAUCAUGGUGCAUUCACAGUUUAGUUUAUCAUGGGAUUCGCAUAAAUCAAUUAUGUGCAAUGGUUUCAGUACUCUACAACAGAAUGGCGAAUUUGUAGACAUGACAAUUGCAGCAGACGGACACUUUGUGAAGGUACAUCAAAUGGUGAUGGCCAUGGCCAGCCCAUAUCUAAAGGAGCUGAUCACAUCUGCUCCGUGCCAGCACCCGGUUAUAUUCCUUAAUAAUGUGAGUCACAAGACAUUGUGUUCUCUCUUAGAGUAUGUAUACAUGGGGGAAGUGCUGCUCCCAGCUGAAAGCCUGGCACUCUUUGUGGAAACUGCUAAAUCAUUACACAUUAAAGGAUUGGAAAGCUUGAGCAGCAGUGAAUGUUUACCUGUACGAAUGGGUACGAACAUAUCACAGUUGGAAACUAGUGAAUUUAAGAACAUAUUGACUUCUUCAGAUGAAAAAACUGAACAGAUGAACUUGCCUGUGACAAGAAAAAUUGCUCUGAAAACAUAUAGUAAUACAAAAACACCUGGACCUUUUAAAACUAAAAUACAUGUGCCGGACAAUGUUCCUAUAAUGUCGGAUUAUGCUAUGGCUGAUGACACUGCACACGAUUCGGAUGACGACCACGACUUUCAGAACCAAACAGCCGCGAAUUCGAUGUUAGAUGCCACACCGGGCACAGAAAAACACUCAUCGAACCUACAAUUCACCGUGUCGAUACGCGGCUCGCUGCAAAUAAUCCUGAACCGUUACAUCUACAACCUGCACUCUGUGACGCACCGCACUGGCGUGCGUCGCUGGCGCUGCGUCGACUAUCGCAACCACAAGUGUAUGGCCUACGUCGUAUCCGACAAGAACGUCGUGAUUGGCAGAGGGAAUCUCCAUAACCAUCCAUUCCACGAUAAAAAAAUACUGUCAAAAAUUGAGAAAAACGUUGUCUACUCCGCUUUAGACGAUGUCGAAGGCUACAAGGAUAAGGAACCCACCGAAGACCCUGCGAAAGACGUCAAUGCCAUGGAACACGACAGCGAAUAUCUCUCCUUGGACUUCAGCGAAGAUAACGAACCAUGUAGUAUUAUAAAGCAGUUGAAGCAUAGUGAAACGUGAAUUCAUUGGGUGAAAGGAAUUCAG
Messenger RNA from Cydia amplana, 1202 nucleotides. RefSeq lists its product as uncharacterized. The record is from RefSeq and is a predicted model, not a curated record. Bases 84 to 1178 code for a protein of 364 amino acids. Gene Ontology annotation, biological process: regulation of transcription by RNA polymerase II. The transcript is spliced from 8 exons. Gene Ontology annotation, molecular function: protein binding. NCBI's taxonomy places the organism in Eukaryota, Metazoa, Arthropoda, Insecta, Lepidoptera, Tortricidae. Gene Ontology annotation, cellular component: nucleus.